Rhododendron vialii is the source of this 1476-nucleotide messenger RNA. RefSeq names its product F-box/kelch-repeat protein At3g23880-like. Bases 1 to 1476 code for a protein of 491 amino acids. The record is from RefSeq and is a predicted model, not a curated record. NCBI's taxonomy places the organism in Eukaryota, Viridiplantae, Streptophyta, Magnoliopsida, Ericales, Ericaceae. Gene Ontology annotation, molecular function: protein binding. The transcript has 3 exons.
AUGGAAAAAUCUAGCUCCACUUGUCUCGCGUCUCUAAUGGAAAUUCAUCCUUGUGAACUAUUCUAUCGGAGCAUCGGCCGAUUUUUGCAACACUUCAUUGUCCUUUUUGACAAUUUAUACUCAUUGUUGGCCGACUCAUUGAUUUUAUUUGUGCUUCCAUUUCAUCCACCGCGUGAUUCAGUCAACCCACAUUGCAAGAAUCCCUUGGGCGGCUCAAGAGCAACAUUCUCGAAAAUUUCUCAAACCCUCAAAACUUUUGACACAAUCACUGCACCAUCUAUUGCGACCAACAGCAAUUCCACUUGUCGAGAAGAUUCUCAGCCAUUGCCCAACCUCCCGCCGGAAAUCAUCGUGGAAAUACUAUCAAGACUUCCCGUCAACCCUCUGUUGCGAUUGAGGUGCGUUUGCAAGUCAUGGCGUUCUUUGAUUUCUAAUCCCAAAUUCGCGAAAACCCAUCUCUGUCUAGCAUCUGCAAACACUGAUUAUACCAACCAUAGACUCCUUCUAAACAGUUUGUAUCCCCGUGCUGGUGUCAAGUCAUGCUCUCUUUACUGUAUUUUGAAUGAGAAAUCUGAUAGUGCUGUACAACUUGAUUGUCCUUUGAAAGUACCUAAUCUUCGAGUUACGAUUUGGGGUUGUUGUGAUGGUUUAGUGUGCAUUGGAACGAAUAGGGAAGUAUUUAUAUGGAACCCGCCCGCUAGGAAAUACAAAGGAUUGCCGAAUGUUGAGAUGUUGCGCGAUUGCUUCGCGAGGUUUGGGUUUGGUUAUGAUGAUUACAAGGUGGUGGGAUUCUUUUUUGAUAAGCAUGCUAGUGGUUCUGUGCCCAACGUGAAGGUGUAUACAUUAAGGUCUGAUUCGUGGAGAAGGAUAGGAGACUGUCUUCAUUGUGUUCCUCCGGAUGCCGUAGGGGCAUUUGUGAACAGGGCCCUGCACUGGAUCCAUUUGUCAGCGAGUAGUGAUUCCAAUGAUAUUAUUGUUUCUCUCGAUUUGGUGAAGGAAAUGUAUGGAGAGGUUUCGGAGCCUGAGUAUCGAGAUAUUUAUUUUUAUGACAUCUCGUUGGGAGUUUUAGAUGGAUGUCUGUGCAUACUCCAUAACUGCUCCGGUGCUUGUUCUGAUGUAUGGGUGAUGAAGGAAUAUGGUAUUAGAGAUUCUUGGACCAAGUUGGUUGUCAUACCUUAUCUGUCACAUCCAUCGGAACCUUAUCUGUCACAUUCGUCGGAUUGUUCGUUUUCCGCACCAUUAUGCAUUUUGGAGAAUGGUGAAGUUUUACUAAAUACUACUACGAAUUUUGUUCGGUACAAUCCCAAUGAUGGCACAUUUAGUUAUCCUAAGAUUUAUAAUUGGAGUUACACUUAUUCUCCAAGUUGUUUUAGUACUUGUUCUCCACGUAGUUUUAGUGUGUAUCCCUACGUUGAGAGCCUUGUCUUGCCUGACUCCGAUGCUGACAGUGGGUUUCAGUGGCAACACCAAUACUGA